UAACUCUAAAAGUAAAAACAACAUCAUGACCAAGUCUGCAUUUUCCUCCUUCUUGAUCAGCUUCGCUGUCUUCCCCUUAAUUGUUAUGUGGGUUUUUCCCCAGUUGGUUUCCUCAGUUUCUCGAAGACAGUAUAAUCAACUUGAACUUCCUUCCGGUACCUAUGGCCCUGAGACCCUUGUCUUCGACUGCAAUGGAGAAGGCCCCUACACCGGCGUCUCGGAUGGUAGAAUUCUCAAGUGGCAUGGCUCAGAGGUUGGUUGGAAGGACUUUGCGGUUACUUCCCCAUUGAGGACUUCUCGACUUUGCGAUGGCUUGUCAGACACGAGCGCCGAACAUGUAUGUGGGAGGCCGCUGGGCCUGAAAUUCAACCAAGCAACGUGUGAUCUCUAUAUUGCAGACGCCUAUUUCGGGCUGUUGGUGGUUGGGCGCAAAGGCGGCCUUGCUAGACAACUGGCAACCAGUGCAGAAGGGAUCCCAUUUCUAUUUGCGAAUGCCGUAGACAUUGAUCAAAAGACCGGAACUGUUUAUUUCACAGACACCAGCACUCGCUUCCGAAGAUGGGAGUUUGGAAUAGCGAUGGAAAGCGGGGAUAACACCGGAAGGCUAAUGAGAUAUGAUCCAAAGACGAAGAAAGUGAAAGUGUUGCUCAAACACCUAUUUUUCGCAAAUGGGGUAGCGUUAAGCAGAAACGGUAGUUUUCUUUUAGUGACGGAGACAAAUGCAAAUAGGGUUUUAAGGUUCUGGCUGGAAGGGCCGAGGUCUCAAACAAGGGAUGUUUUCGCAAAACUUGAUGGAUGCCCUGAUAACAUCGAGAGAAACCCUAAGGGUGAAUUUUGGGUAGCACAAAACCCCAAAUUUGAUUCUAUUGGAACUCCCCUACAAACUAACAUAUCCGCUCUUAAACUGGAUGAAGAGGGAAAGGUUCUGCGGGUUUUGAAUGAAGAAUUUGGCUCUUUGAGUGAUGUGAUAGAGAAAGAUGACUGCAUGUGGUUAGGGUCUGUGCUUCAGUCCCAUGUUGGCAUGAUACUUCAAUUUAAGCUUUCGUGAAUUGUUGGUUAGUUAAUUAGUUGAUGGCAUCAGAAAAUGAAGCUUUUGAAGGUUCCUACUAAAUGUAGGGAAUUAGACCCAUUUGUAUUUAUGUCAAUUUGGGAGUGAUUGUAUGUGAUAAAACCACUCUCAGUCUCUUUCAGAGCACUUCUCAUCAAAGUGCUUUAAAUGGAAAUAUUUGAUCCGAAAGUAUUUUUAGGAGAA
Messenger RNA from Vitis vinifera (wine grape), 1252 nucleotides. Its product is annotated as protein STRICTOSIDINE SYNTHASE-LIKE 10. The transcript is spliced from 3 exons. Gene Ontology annotation, molecular function: strictosidine synthase activity. The record is from RefSeq and is a predicted model, not a curated record. Gene Ontology annotation, biological process: biosynthetic process. The coding region runs from base 26 to 1048 and encodes 340 amino acids. Lineage: Eukaryota; Viridiplantae; Streptophyta; Magnoliopsida; Vitales; Vitaceae.